Molecule: messenger RNA, 2455 nt
Organism: Dendronephthya gigantea
Lineage: Eukaryota; Metazoa; Cnidaria; Anthozoa; Malacalcyonacea; Nephtheidae
Product: WD repeat-containing protein 70-like
Exons: 24
Coding region: 47-1933 (628 amino acids)
Biological process (GO): regulation of DNA double-strand break processing
Cellular component (GO): nucleus; site of double-strand break
Molecular function (GO): protein binding
Source: RefSeq, a predicted model, not a curated record
UAGUACUUCGCUUGGAAUUUUGGAUUUUGGAAAACGAGAAUCAACAAUGGAGGAGGAAGAUUUGGAAGAAAUGAAACAGUUGCGAGAAACGAAGCAAAAGAAUGUGCCUUCAAAUGUUGUAUCACAGCAGUCACCAAGUUCUUCCAAAGAACAAGAUGGAAAUGCAAAAGGAGUUGAAUCCUUAAUGGGAUUUUCUGGCUUUGGAAAGAGAGCUCGACAGUUUGAUAUCAGUGAAAUGAUGGCGAUAGCAAAAAGAAGAGCUGCUGAUGUUGCUGAAAGUUCACAAUCUAAAAUUGAAGAUGAGGAUGAGAGUGAUGAUGAAGCUCCAUUUGUCAUAAUGCCACCAGGAAAAGCUACAUCUGAAAAAAAUGACAAGAGUGCUAAAGAAAGUGGAAAACAAACUAAAGAUAGUGAUGAUGAGGAUGAUGAUAAUGAUGAUGGAAGUGACAAUGAAAGCAUGGAGUCAUUCAUACCUUGUAGUCAUGAAAUAACCCUGGAACAUGGUGCAAAGACUGUUUCUGCUUUAUCACUGGACGCAAGUGGUUCCCGAGUAAUAUCUGGAGGACAUGACUAUGAUAUCAAAUUUUGGGACUUUAAUGCAAUGGGUGCAUCAUUAUCUGCAUUCAGAAACAUCCAACCUUGUGGUUGUCAUCAAAUUCGUUCAUUGGAGUACAGCUCAACUGGAGACACAAUUCUGGUUUGUUCUGGGAAUGCCCAGGCAAAGAUUUUGGACCGUGAUGGAUUUGAAGCUUAUGAAUGUGUGAAAGGAUAUCAAUAUUUAUUUGACAUGGCUAAAACAAAGGGCCAUGUUUCCAUGUUGAACGGUGGUUGUUGGCACCCUAAGGAUCGUGAUAAAUUCAUGACGUGUGGCGAUGAUGGUACAGUAAGACUAUGGGAUGUAAACACACCAAAGAAAAAUAUUGAUGUACUGAAAACAAAGAGUAUCCAAGGUAAAAAGGCCAUACCAACUCACUGUGCGUACAGCAAGGAUGCAAGAUAUAUCAUUGCUGGUGUUCAGGAUGGAACGAUUCAUGCAUGGGACACAAAGAAACCUUUUGUCCAUCCUACAUUUUUGAUCAAGAAUGCUCACACAAAUGGAAGUGAUAUUUCAUGUCUGAAAUUCUCAUAUGACAGCAAUAUCUUUGUUUCAAGAGGAGGAGAUGACACAAUAAAACUCUGGGAUCUUAGAAACUUCAAACGACCAGUGAAUGUUGCGCUUAACCUUCCAAAUGCUUUCCUGACGACAAGUUGUUUCUUCAGUCCAGAUGAGAAACUUAUAGGAACAGGAACGUCUGUACGGAAAGGACAGGGAAAUGGGAAAUUGGUAUUCUAUGAAAAAUCGACGUUCAAGAAAGUGUACGAGUAUUCGGUCACAGAUUCUAGUGUUGUGAGCUGCAUGUGGCACCCGAAAAUCAACCAAAUCUUGGCUGGUUGUGGAAAUGGAAAAGUGAAAGUCUUCUUUGAUCCACAACGAAGUACAAGGGGGGCGAUUAUGUGUGUUUCAAAAGCAAAGAAGAAGAGUGAAACUCGUGAAAUGAAACUCCCACCAAGGAUUAUUACACCCCAUGCUCUUCCGAUGUUCCGACAGAACCAAGGUGGGGCCACGAUGAAAAAGGUGAAAGAUAAAGAAAGAGCAGAUCCGAUUAAGUCAAGGAAACCUGAAACUCCAUUGACUGGUGCUGGAAAAGGAGGCCGUGUUGCAUCUGGGAUCAGUUUAUCACAAUUUGUUUCUAAGAAUUUGGCCGUGAAGAAUCUCGAUGACUCGAAUCCUCGGGAAUCUAUCCUUCGCCAUGCCAAAGAAGCUGCUGAGAAUCCUUUCUGGGUGAGCCCCGCUUAUUCCAAAACUCAGCCGCGGACUAUUCUUGCUGAAGAAGAUGAGGAAGAAGAUGAGGAAAACGAAGAGAGUAAAGCGAAGAAAUUAAAGCUUUCAUAAAACGCCAGGUAAAUAAAUAGGGAGGCGCAAUUGAUUGCAGUGACGAGGACUCUUGAAGGAAUUGGACAAACAUUGUAAGUUCUUAUACCAACAACUUGUCAUGCAAGAAAGAGGAAAGGAUCGCGAACAUUUUAAGCAGAACUUAAAUUAUUGGUAACAAUGAUUCGUAAGGAUGAACACCUCUGGAUGGAAUACCUAAGACACUCGCAAAGAAUCGUCAUAGGAGCUGGUUGGUAUAUCCACGGUAUAUCGAAUUCCCAGUGGGAGGAGUAACCACUUUACCGAUACCUCAUUGAAUCAUCCAACUUCUAAAAAUCCACUAUGAUCAGUGAAUCUACACGAGGUAGCUCACACUUUUGAGGAAAAUAUAAAACAUUACGACUCCUGUGGGUGAAAUGUUGCGAUUUUCUCUAGAACAAUGAACAGUAUAGAUUAAAUGUGCAGAUAUGAUUAAAUAACACUGUCAUAUUUACAUAUCCAGGCACUUGUGACACAAACAAAACACGCCUUUAUUUUAUGUCA